Molecule: messenger RNA, 2322 nt
Organism: Balaenoptera acutorostrata (minke whale)
Lineage: Eukaryota; Metazoa; Chordata; Mammalia; Artiodactyla; Balaenopteridae
Gene: TRMT5
Product: tRNA methyltransferase 5
Exons: 5
Coding region: 329-1651 (440 amino acids)
Biological process (GO): tRNA N1-guanine methylation; mitochondrial tRNA methylation
Cellular component (GO): mitochondrial matrix; cytoplasm
Source: RefSeq, a predicted model, not a curated record
GGAUGACGCAGAGAAAUGGGAUGGUGACGUUGGUGAGGUGGCGGCCGCGGUGCCCUUGACAGUUCGAAGAGGCUGAGGGUCCGGUGGCGAUACCGGUCCGCUCGGGGCUGCUCGCCUCGCGCUCUCUGGGCGCGGAAACGUCACGAGGUCACCCACCAUCCGGAUCUUAUGGAGGCCAUUUGGAUUCUCAAGAAGACUUCUCAAAGUGGAAAGCUGUAGAAUAACUGAAUCAGAAUCAUUGAUUCCACUAGCUUGGGCAUCACUGAUACAGAAGCUUAGCAGAACACCUGGUAUUUUCUUGUUGGAUCAAAGAAAAAGAUUCUCAACCAUGCCUGAAAUAGAAACAAAUCAGAGAGACUCUGAAUUGUUUUCACCACCCUCUGAUGUUCGAGGAAUGACAGAACUUGAUAGAACAGCUUUUAAAAAGACAAUCACCAUCCCGGUGCUUAAAGUGAGGAAAGAAAUAGUCAAUAAAUUGAUGCGAUCCCUUAAAAGGGCAGCACUGCAGCGCCCAGGCAUAAAACGUGUGAUUGAAGAUCCAGAAGAUGAAGAAAGUAGACUAAUUAUGUUGGAUCCUUAUAAAAUGUUUACUGAUGAUUCCUUUGAGAAAGGAGAACUCAGUAUUUUAAAGCAGCUGAAUGUCAAUCCACAGAUAUCUAAAUAUAACUUGGAACUAACUUAUGAAAACUUUAAGUCAGAAGAAAUCUUGAAAGCUGUGCUUCCUGAAGGUCAGGAUGUGACUUCAGGGUUUAGCAGAGUUGGACAUAUUGCCCACCUGAACCUUCGAGAUCAUCAACUACCUUACAAGCAUUUAAUUGGCCAAGUUAUGAUUGACAAAAAUCCAGGAAUCACCUCAGCGGUAAAUAAAAUUAAUAACAUUGAUAAUACCUACCGAAAUUUCCAAAUGGAAGUGCUAUCUGGAGAGGAGAAUAUGAUGACCAAGGUUCGAGAAAACAACUACACUUAUGAAUUUGAUUUUUCAAAAGUCUAUUGGAAUCCUCGUCUCUCCACAGAACACAGCCGUAUCACAGAACUUCUCAAACCUGGGGAUGUCCUAUUUGAUGUUUUUGCUGGGGUUGGGCCCUUUGCCAUUCCAGUAGCAAAGAAAAACUGCACUGUAUUUGCUAAUGAUCUCAAUCCUGAAUCCCAUAAAUGGUUACUACACAAUUGUAAAUUAAAUAAAGUGGACCAAAAGGUGAAAGUCUUUAACUUGGAUGGGAAAGACUUCCUCCAAGGACCAGUCAGAGAAGAAUUAAUGCAGCAGCUGGGACCACUGUCAAAAGAAAGAAAACACUCUGUGCACAUUGUCAUGAACUUGCCAGCAAAGGCUAUUGAGUUUCUCAGUGCUUUCAAAUCACUCUUAGAUGGACAGCCAUGCGGCAGUGAGCUUUUUCCCAUCGUGCACUGUUACAGCUUUUCCAAAGAUGCUAAUCCUGCUAAGGAUGUUCAGCAACGAGCUGGAACUGUGUUAGGCAUCUCCUUGGAGGCAUGCAGUUCAGUUCACCUAGUAAGAAAUGUGGCCCCUAACAAGGAAAUGUUAUGCAUCACUUUUCGGAUUCCUGCUGCUAUACUUUACAAGAACCAGACCCUAAAUGGAGACAAUCAUGAAGAUCCACCUAUUAAACGCCAGAGGACAGAUAAAGACUUUUAGGAAGAAAAAACACAAAUUGCUUCAAUCACUUAAUUGGAAAUAUUUUCUCCAGCUCCCCACUAGACCUUUAUGUAGUGAAAUAUCAUUUGUAUGAUUUUAGCAUUCAGUUACUUUAGUAUUGAACCCUUAUAUUUUGCCCUAGCUGUCUUAUAAAUUGGGGAUUAUCAAAUUAAAAUUAAAAUUAAAAUUUAAAAUUUAAAUAAGCCUACUAAAUACAUUUUUAUCUGUUAUAAUUAUAAUAUAUAUAUAUAUAUAUAUAAUUAUAAUUUUAUCAUCAAAUAUAUCUAAUAUUUUAUUAGAUAAAUAUGUUUAAAUAUUGUCUUUCUCUUGGGAAAAUAGUUUUUGAAGGUAGGAUAAUUGCGUGCUAACUAGGAAAGAACUAAUCAUUUUACAGUUAUCCUUAGUUGAAGAGUGUAGCUAAGCUUUAUAUAAGUACUCCUACACUAUUACUAUAAAAGUACUAACAAAUGAGAUUAUUUAGAUCAGAGAUAGGCAGACUAUGUCCAGCAGGCCAAAUCUGGUCCACCACCUGUUGUUGUAUGGCAAGUGACCUGAGAAUGGUUCUUACAUUUUUAAAUGGUUGAAAAAGAAUCAAAAGAAUAAUAUUUUGUGACAUGAAAAUUAUAUGAAAUUUGAAUUUCAGUGUCCAUAAAUAAAGUUUUAUUAGAACA